CUGCCACAGAGGCACAGCAGACAGCGCGUUUGGGAGGUGUAGUGGAAGAAAGGCAAAGAGAAACGGAGUAAAUGAGAGCACUUCUGUCCACAUUGUUGAAGGACUUACCAACUUAAAACACCGCCGAAGCACCAAAGUAUAAUGAGACGGGCACACUGUUGAGCUGCUGUCCAGGUUACCACCAUUGAGAAGGCGGCCUUAAACCCCAGGACCCCAUCUGCAGGCUCCUGCAUUGGGCUGAGUGAAGGAAGCAAAGUUGUGUCUCUCCUGGUGGGAAACCUGGAUCCUCCAUCUUGUCCACCAACAUGACCAAUGUGGUGAUCGUCAAGGAGGGAUGGCUGCAUAAAAGAGGAGAAUACAUCAAGACCUGGAGGCCGAGGUAUUUUCUCCUCAAGAGUGACGGUACAUUCAUCGGUUACAAAGAACGACCACAAGAUGUUGACCAGCUGGAAACCCCCUUAAAUAACUUCUCUGUUGCACAGUGCCAGCUGAUGAAGACGGAACGACCCAAGCCCAACACAUUUAUCAUCCGCUGCCUGCAGUGGACCACUGUCAUCGAGCGUACCUUCCACGUGGAGACCCCCGAGGAAAGGGAAGAAUGGACCAAAGCCAUCCAGGCAGUUGCUGAAGGCCUUCAUAAACAAGAAGAGGAGAGGAUGGACUCCUCUCCAGAGCCCAUGGACAUGGAGGUCUACCUGACCAAACCCAGACAGAAAGUGACUAUGCAUGACUUUGAAUACCUCAAACUCCUGGGAAAAGGCACUUUUGGCAAAGUUAUUCUGGUAAAGGAGAAGGCCACAGGACGCUACUAUGCCAUGAAGAUCCUAAAGAAGGAGGUGAUCGUAGCAAAAGAUGAAGUGGCACACACACUCACUGAAAACAGGGUCCUCCAGAAUUCAAAGCAUCCGUUCUUGACUGGACUGAAAUACUCCUUCCAGACUCAUGACCGCCUGUGUUUUGUAAUGGAGUACGCAAACGGUGGUGAACUUUUCUUCCAUCUGUCAAGAGACCGGGUAUUUUCAGAAGAACGGGCUCGGUUCUAUGGUGCAGAGAUAGUGUCAGCGCUGGAUUACCUACAUGCUGAGAGAAACGUGGUUUAUAGAGAUCUGAAGCUGGAAAACCUCAUGCUGGAUAAAGACGGACACAUAAAGAUCACAGAUUUUGGUCUCUGUAAGGAGGGGAUCAAAGACGGAGCCACUAUGAAAACUUUCUGCGGGACGCCAGAGUACCUCGCACCUGAGGUCCUAGAAGACAAUGACUACGGCCGCGCUGUGGACUGGUGGGGUCUGGGCGUGGUGAUGUAUGAGAUGAUGUGCGGCCGGCUGCCGUUUUACAACCAGGAUCACGAGAGGCUGUUUGAGCUCAUCCUCAUGGAAGACAUCCGUUUUCCUCGGACUCUCGGCCCUGAGGCGCGCUCGCUGCUUUCCGGUCUCCUUAAGAAGGACCCAAUGCAAAGGUUAGGUGGAGGGCCUGAUGAUGCCAAGGAAAUCAUGCAGCACAAAUUCUUUGCUGGGAUAAAUUGGCAAGAUGUCUAUGAAAAGAAGCUUGUCCCGCCGUUUAAGCCCCAAGUUACCUCAGAGACGGACACAAGAUAUUUUGACGAAGAGUUCACAGGACAAAUCAUCACCAUUACGCCACCCGGACAAGAUGACAGCAUGGAAUCUUUCGACAGCGAGCAACGACCCCACUUCCCACAGUUCUCCUACUCUGCCAGUGGGACAGCCUAAUAUGCAAAUCUCAAACAUUCCUCCUGUCCCACGUUCAUUCCCUCUCUCCAUCCGACUGCACUCUCAAAAGGCCCCAGCCUACUCAGCCUCGUCCUCCCCCAGCAUUGUCUGCACAAGCCCCCCGUCGGAUGUCUCAGUCUGAGCCGUUGUUGUUGUUUUACAGGAUGGAGGAAGUGCGAGACAAAAACAAAGAUAAACGUGCUUGUUCUUGGUGGCCUUUGAAGACUGACCAUGGAGAUAACACUACCCUGCAUUUCCUGGUUGUUAUGCUGUAUACAGAGCAGGCAUCCGUACUCCAUAAUGAACGGGGAAAUGUAGCUAUGCACAAAUUGGGCUACUCCCAUAGCUCAAUGGGGUUUUUUUGUCUUUUUUUAAGGGGUUGUUUAUAUUCAAUAAAACAUCAACCAUUUCAAAUAGGUUUUAGGCAUGCUGUGGACCAAAAACACCAUGUAAAACAGAGAGUGUGUUGUUUGUUGAGUGGGUGAUUUAUUCAUGUUUUUCGAGUCUUUUCGGACUUCUUUGGCCUCAUAAAGUGAAUGUACCGUAUCAAAUAAAGUUAAUCUUCCUUCAUACUGAUGUGUAAUUCUCCUAAGACUGAAAAGUCCUCUUCGCUUUAAGCCAGCCUUGAUGCAAAACUGAAACCUAUCUGUCGUAUUACCAUUCCACACAAUGAUAUAUCUGAGGAAUCAGCAGUGCAAUCUAGUCUAACAUGACGCGAGCGUGAGUGAUCAUUCAGUUUCUUUUAAAAAUUGCUUGCACAUGACUCAGAUCCACUGCUUCCUGUUCAGGCUAAUAAAAAGCAUCUCCACUCCUGAAGUCAGCGCUUACACUUCCUGGUGCCUUUUCAUGUGGAUGCGCCUUCUGCUCCAAGCUCUUCUUUUCUCCUUUGGGUUUUUCCUCUGUAUACAGUACACUAUUGGGUGUUAUAUUCCACCUGGUGCAUAUGCUGCAGCCUCAGUGAGGUCACUUCAACAUAAUACACUUCUUUAGGAAAACUUUGCAAGCAAACUAGGCUUCAGGGGAAAACGGUGAUCUUUCAUUUGCGUCUUUAGGGGACUUCCACCCCUCUCACUAGCUUCCGAGUUAUUUAUGAGACCAAUGUGGAUGAAAAGGAGUUUCACUGUGCCAAUGAUAUGCACUUUGUUGGCCAAAAAUGAUUGUAUUAGGACCCCCUCUAUAUAUGGCUGGUAAAGACUAAAUUAGCUUCCUUUUGUAAGACGAAUUUGUGUGUUGUGGAUACGAUUGAAACAAGACGUGUUGGUUUGAAUCAUUUCUUGUGCUGAGGCUAAAACCGAUGGUCUUCUUUCAGAAGUUUCCGGAAGCUCUUCAGUAUUUUUAGAACGACAGAUAAUCAUUGUCAAAAGUGCAUAUUUUCAUUGAAUGUAAUGUUUUUUUUAUAUUGUUUUCUCUUCAGUCGUUUGCAAACCUUUGUUCACUCUUUGAGUCUGUUUGUUACUUAUUCCUAUGCACACUCCCAUCUUGGCUGUCACCUUCUGAAAAUAGGGGGGGGGGAUCCUUUUAUAUUUUUUACUUCAACUUUUUUUGUACCUGCCCCUCCUGUAUUCCUGUGACCGAGGACACCAGCUUUAGUAAACAAAUAAUAUAAACUUUGUACACUGUUUUUACAUGUUUUCUUCUCAAUUGAUGAAAUUAAAGGUCUUAUCAACUGA
Xiphophorus hellerii (green swordtail) is the source of this 3397-nucleotide messenger RNA. RefSeq names its product v-akt murine thymoma viral oncogene homolog 1 (gene akt1). The transcript has 14 exons. Gene Ontology annotation, molecular function: ATP binding; protein serine/threonine kinase activity. The coding region runs from base 306 to 1727 and encodes 473 amino acids. The record is from RefSeq and is a predicted model, not a curated record. NCBI's taxonomy places the organism in Eukaryota, Metazoa, Chordata, Actinopteri, Cyprinodontiformes, Poeciliidae. Gene Ontology annotation, biological process: protein phosphorylation.